GACAGCGAUGCUAGAUGGUAGCUGAUGUGACGAAGGGACUUUACUAGUUUUACGUGACCUCCGGAAGCGCGCUCAGCUUGCGCUUUUCCGGGUUUUGACAAUCACAACAAUCACGCUGUCAACCAAUCAAAACGGAGUGAAGGCUCACAAAAGCAAACGUCGCAGGCACGUGCGUGUGAUUAGUGAACCUAGCGUGGAGGCCGAACGUGUGUCACUCCUGAAGCUUUCUUUUAACGAGACACGCAUCCCGUCUCUCGGUACCCGCGCUUGAACUCGAUCGACAGCAAGCCACGUUGACCCCGUCGCACGCGAUUGCGAGAAGAACCCGCCGUAGUGGACAUUCCAACGCCCUGCUGUCUCAUCGCAUUCGGCGAAGAACGAGAGGUUGCACGUGCUGUUGGCCCGUCCUGUUGGGACACGUGUCGAAGAAAAGUCCAGCCGGUGUCCACCUUUGGAGCGACCUGUAAACGUCCAGCGCCUGCAUCGACCACCAUGGCCGAUACCGAAGUGCUGUCUCAGAAUACGGUUGAAAUGCCAGCAGCGCCUGAGCCCCCGAAGAAGCCUCCUGUCAGGCGCUCAAGCAUUGAGACAAUCGCCGAGGACUUGGAGCUCGCCAAGAUUUGUAAACAGGAAGGCAAUGCCCUGUACAACGAGGGACAGUUAAAGCCGGCGAUCCGAAAGUACCACCAGUGCUUGCUUCACCUCCGAGCUUGUCAGGCCCGGUACGACGUGCCUCAAAUGGGUCCGGAUGACAUGGGACUGGAGAAGGAGUUGCAGGGCGAGGUGGACAAGGUGAUGGCCCAGUGCUGCAACAACCUCGCUGCAUGCCUGUUGAAACGACCACAGUGCGACUACAACCGGGUCGUCAACUUGUGCAACAAAGUCUUGAUUCUUCAGCACAAUAACGUCAAGGCAAUGUUUCGCAAGGCCGUUGCACACUACCGCAUGGGCAACUACCGCAUCGCGCAGACAUUUCUGAACGAUGCUGUGAAGAUGCGCAGGGCACCGGAUGCCCUGAUGAAAAAGUACCUUGACCUCUGUGCAGAGGCUAUAUCAUCUUCCACGAAGUGAUGUGCCUAACAUGCUCGCCAAGUCAAAAAAAAAAAAAAAAACUUGUGUACAGAAAGCCACGCUUGCAAAGUUUUUUUUUUUUUUUAUCUCACUUGUGGCUUGUCCCCGUGCUACCAGACUGCACACUGUUGCAAUGUUGCGGGAGACAUCUGCAAUUGUACAAAUCUCAUCAUGUAAAGUUUACUGUUUACCUUGUAUACACUAAUAAACACUUUUCAGCAGA
Rhipicephalus microplus (southern cattle tick) is the source of this 1294-nucleotide messenger RNA. Its product is annotated as tetratricopeptide repeat protein 9C. The record is from RefSeq and is a predicted model, not a curated record. Lineage: Eukaryota; Metazoa; Arthropoda; Arachnida; Ixodida; Ixodidae. Gene Ontology annotation, molecular function: protein binding.